This is a messenger RNA of Python bivittatus (Burmese python), 1013 nucleotides long. The record is from RefSeq and is a predicted model, not a curated record. NCBI's taxonomy places the organism in Eukaryota, Metazoa, Chordata, Lepidosauria, Squamata, Pythonidae.
UCUCAGCGCCGUGUUACGUUUCACCUCCCUGAUGGUUCGCAGGAAAGCUGCAGUGACAGUGGCCUAGGAGAUCAUGAGCCUGUGGGUAGUGGAAUGCUGGUCUCACACCCUCUCCCUCUGGUUCAGCCGCAGGACGAAUUCUACGAUCAGGCUUCCCCGGACAAGAGGACCGAAGCAGAUGGCAACUCAGAUCCCAACUCUGAUGGACCUCUUGGCCCGCGAGGACUGGCGGAAGCUACAGAAAUGUGCACCCAAGAAUGUCUUGUCCUGGGCCAUUCAGACAACUGUUGGAUGCCUCCCACCUUGGGUUCAUACCAGCAGCCCAAGUCUCCACUCUCCACCUUUGCACCUCAGAAGGAAUGGGUUAAGAAGGACAAACUGGUGAACGGACAUACGUUGACGAGGACCUGGAAAGAAGAUAGCAACAGAAACCAGUUCAGUGACCGAAAGCAAUUUGGCUCCGGGGAAGGGCAUUUCAACCCUGGCAAUCACAUGACAGACAUUCCUUUGGCUAACUUGAAGUCCUAUAAACAUGCAACAGGAGCCAUGGAGAGUCCAAAGGAAAACCAGCUAUAAGGAACGGUUUCUUUGGAACAGGGACUUUAGCCUAGUUAGACUUGCUAAUACUGUGUGUGUGUGUGUCAGAGCUUUAUGUACUGGGUAGACCUCUAGAACUAUGCGUCACAUAGCUGAAAUAUGCAUAACUGUGGGAUAGCUCCAUUGAACUACAAUACAACAGCAUUUCUACUAGUUGUGUGGUUUUGUUACAUAGACAUAAUCAAACUCUUACAGAGAUUCUCUCCAGUUGGCAAAUAUCCUGGUUUUUCUUUUUCAAUUUAUUGGGGAUAAGGGGUGGGGCUGUUAAUUAGCUUUUUUUAAAAAUAUAUUUUUUAUUUUUACCCUGGACUGCUGCUGUAAACAGUAGAAAAAGUAUAUUGGAGGAAUGAGAGAAAGACAAAACGUGUGUGUGUGAGAGAGAGAGAGAGAGAAUGAGAGAGAGAGAGAGAGAGAGA